Molecule: messenger RNA, 2157 nt
Organism: Encephalitozoon cuniculi GB-M1
Lineage: Eukaryota; Fungi; Microsporidia; Unikaryonidae
Exons: 1
Coding region: 1-2157 (718 amino acids)
Source: RefSeq, marked provisional
AUGGAGCAUCUGCUGAACGAUAUCCUGCAGAAUCCCCAGGGGCCUUCCGUGGGCUGUGUCGAGGAGCGUCUGAACCAAUCCGGCGGACAGCACGAGUUUGUGAGCCUUUUGAGAAAUGGAAAUGGAAUUGCAUUCACCUACAUGAAGACAAGGUGCAAGGAGUGGAUUGAGAACUCCGAGCGCAUCAAGAUGAUCCACGGGGCCCGAGACAUCCUGUUUUCGCUGAUAUUUACAUCUUCGGAGCAGAACUUUGGGAUUCUCUGCUUCUUCUUCGAGACGCUGUAUCUCCACGGAGCUGCAUGGGACACUCUGGUCCAGGAUCUAUGUGCAAGUCCGAGCGAGAGGAGUGUGAGGGUCCUGAAUCACAUGUUCAACAAGUACAGGGUCUGUCCGAGAAGCGAUGCCCUGUAUGGGGAGAUAAUCAGAAAUAUAGGGCUGUGCCAGGAUAUAUUCAGGAAGGCAUACUUUGAGUCUCUGUCUGAGGACGAAAACAUCCUUGGAAUGUUCCACUCCCUGGUCUUCCAGGAUAUCCACCCCUUCUUUGAAAACAAUGCAGACAAGUUCCUCGAGUCCUUUUGCAAGCUGCUGCGUAAGCAGGUGCUUCAGAAGGAUGUAUGCGAGAUCUUUAACCUCUUUGUGACAAAGUAUCCCGAGUGUGUGGACAUGACAAGGAUUCUUGGGGUGGUUCUAACAACGAUAACGAGAUUCGACUAUCUGAAAUACACGGUUCUGCUCAACAUUGUGAAGAGAAAGAGCUAUCCUGUUCUCUCGAAGUUUUCGGCAGCACUUUCGAAUGCAGUAAAGCUGGGGGCAUACAUAUCGGAGGGCGAGGUAGAGGAGAUGAACGAGGAUGUACUUCUGUACUCAAGGAACCUUCUGAAGGGCUAUGAUGUGAACAGGGGGAUAAUCAUUGAAAUGAUUGGGCAUCUAAGGAAAGUCUUUGGAGACGGCUGGGAGAGCACAGUUAUCGACUCUGAGGCUGCAACACCUAUGGAUGAGGAGAGGCUGAUAUUUCUAUGCAUGGCCUUUCGGAUAGAAGUGAGAGAGGCUGUUGAAAGGUGUAUCAGCACGGUCAAAAGCAGUGGGUCCAUAGGGUAUCUAGGAGUGGUUUCUCUUCGGUAUCUGCUAUCUAUCGACAACUAUGCCUCCAUUGAUCCCGGAUAUAUCGAUAGAAGGAACCCCGGGUCAUUCCUUGCAAUGGCGUACCUGACUAGAUGUAUUGAUGGAUGUGAGUCUCUAAGGUCUCUUGAGUCUUACUCGGCAAAGUAUGCAGAAGGGAAUCCAAUGGUGUGCGAGAAGAUUGGGGGGCCUGAAAGCUGCGUCAGAAUCAUGAAUGGGCUGAUGGCAUUUCUUGGAGAUGGGAUUGAAGACGAGUUUUCUUCGCAGCUUAUCCAGAGGAUGAUCAGGAUUGAUCCCUCGCUUGUGGGCCCAGAGACUGUGAGAUUUCUUGACGAAUUUGUAUGGAAGAAUGUCAGAAACAUCAACUCGCCCCAGGCCUACGCAUAUCUACUUGAUGUGCAAGGUCUUGUCUUUCUGAAGACCGGGGACAACACAUGGAUCCUGAAUCUGGUGCAGACUGUACUCAGCGAAGAGAUCUUUGAGAUAUAUUCUUCAUCGCUGUUUCUCCUUGCGAUUGUUAUCCUGCACUCGUCCGGAGACUUCUCAUCUGUUGUAGAAAUAAUAAGGCAGGAAAACCUUUGGAAGACUAGGGAGCUCCUGCUGAGUAUGGUAUGUCUCACUAUAUCUCUCUUCAAGACCGGAUACUGCAGCAAGGAGCAGGUGGAUUAUAUUGUUGGAUAUCUGGACGGCGUUAGUCCCCAUCAUGCCUAUGUGCUUCUUAAUAGCACCGUUGUUUCCGGGGACUACCUGGAGUGGAUUAGGGGAAAGAAUGUGGAGGAAGAGUUUGUGCUUGCCACCACUCUAAGGAAAAAAGGAUUGAUGGAGGCUGAAGUGUACAAAGGAAUACACUCGAGAAGUCUUCAGUAUUUUAAGGAGAACUUUGUAUCGAAGAGGAAUGCCAGGCGAAUCCUCCGAGUAUUAAGGUAUGGGAUGGAGAUGCUUGGAGGAGGCGAGGCCCAUGAGGUGAUUGAAAGAAACAAGCAUAAUAUUGGAUACGAAAACAUUCCGUUCAGUGUAGCCGUAACCUUUGAGCUCUAG